Molecule: messenger RNA, 2491 nt
Organism: Larimichthys crocea (large yellow croaker)
Lineage: Eukaryota; Metazoa; Chordata; Actinopteri; Sciaenidae
Gene: gper1
Product: G protein-coupled estrogen receptor 1
Exons: 2
Coding region: 503-1606 (367 amino acids)
Biological process (GO): cellular response to estradiol stimulus; G protein-coupled receptor signaling pathway
Cellular component (GO): membrane
Molecular function (GO): nuclear estrogen receptor activity; G protein-coupled receptor activity
Source: RefSeq, a predicted model, not a curated record
AGCAGGUGGUGCAGAAGAGAAGACCGGACAUGGGAUUUACAAAUCUCUGUAUCUCUGACUUCUGUACCGGACAAGCAUGGAGGAACAUCAAAUCCCAAAUUUAAAAAACUCAGGUGUCACAGCAAUAGCGUCUCUGGCCGAGGCUCGCUGAAUAAAGAUGCACAUGGGGACAAAGCAGCACUCAAAUCAGAUGACUCAAAAGAGGAGAAAAAAGUCUGCCCUCUAAUCUCAGGACCAUGGUUUAGACAGUCUGGAUGAUGUGAGUCAUCAGGUUACAAAGGCCAAAGACAAUUUUAAGACAUGGAGGUGCCUUUCAUUUGUGUCUGGAAUCUAUUGGUAUAUGAGCCUUGAUAUCAACAUGGGGUCAAACAAACCGUAACCGUUGUGUUCGAUGCACCUGACUGCUGUCAGCAUGCAAACACAGCAUAGAUGAUUCACCCUCAAAAGAGACAAAACUGGGAACUAACAGGGUCUAAUGAUGUAGCAGCUACAGGUGACUUACAUGUGGCCUCUGAUUCAAGACAGUCCAACUACAGUCAGUAUGGAAGUGCAGACAACCUCUCUAGUCUGGAUAUAUGUUAACAGUACUGAACAACUGAACACUUCAUAUGAGUACAAUACAACGUAUCUAAUUGAAGACUCAGAUAAAUACCAAUCUUACAUCAUUGGUCUCUUUUUAUCUUGCCUGUACACCAUUCUCCUCUUUCCUAUUGGAUUUAUUGGCAACAUCUUGAUCCUGGUGGUGAACCUGAACCACAGAGAAAAAAUGACCAUUCCCGACCUGUACUUUGUUAACCUGGCUGUAGCUGACCUCAUCCUGGUGGCAGAUUCCCUCAUCGAGGUCUUCAAUCUGAAUGAGAAGUAUUAUGACUAUGCUGUCCUCUGCACCUUCAUGUCCCUUUUCCUUCAGGUCAACAUGUACAGCAGCAUCUUCUUCCUCACAUGGAUGAGCUUUGACCGAUACAUUGCCUUGGCUAGCUCCAUUAGCAGCAGCCCAAUGAGGACUAUGCAGCAUGCCAAGCUCAGCUGUGGCCUCAUCUGGAUGGCCUCCAUUCUGGCCACCCUUCUCCCUUUCACCAUUGUGCAGACCCAGCACAGGGGUGAGGUGCACUUCUGCUUUGCCAAUGUCUUUGAGAUUCAGUGGCUGGAGGUAACCAUUGGCUUUUUGGUGCCCUUCUCCAUCAUUGGUCUAUGCUACUCUCUGAUUGGACGAAUCCUCAUGAGGUCCCAGAAGCACCGUGGGUUGUGGCCACGGCGGCAGAAGGCCCUGCGCAUGAUUGUGGUCGUGGUUCUGGUGUUCUUCAUCUGCUGGUUGCCAGAAAAUGUCUUCAUCAGCAUCCAGCUGCUGCAGGGCACAGCUGACCCAUCGCAGAGGACUGCUACCACCCUGUGGCAUGACUACCCACUCACAGGCCACAUUGUUAACCUGGCAGCUUUCUCCAACAGCUGCCUCAACCCCAUUAUCUACAGCUUUCUAGGAGAAACCUUCAGGGACAAGCUGCGUCUCUUCAUUAAGCAGAAGGCGAGCUGGUCAGUAGUGAAUCGUUUCUGCCACCAUGGCCUUGAUUUACACCUCCCUGUCAGGAGCGACGUGUCAGAGGUGUGACUGUUAAGAAGUGUUAUGAAACUGUGUGCACAAAAUAUGCUAAAACUUUUUCAUAUCAAAGUGAUAUAUCACCCAGAAAGAAAUAUGACCUCAGCUUUCUUUAUCUGUUAUUUAGCUGUGCCUCAUAGUUGUAUCAGUGUCUUUGUUAACCUGCUUACUUUCUGAACAAAAAAAAAACACCAAUAAUGUACACUCAACCAAUAAUGUCCAUUCCAAGGAUAGAAAUGUCUCAAUGUGUGCAUCUCUUUAAGUAGAUAACAACACACAUACAGUACUUAAAGCUAUUCUCAUGUUUAUCUGUACAUUGGAUUGUUUUCUUUACGUUUAUUUGGUGUGUUAUUUCUUCAAAAAGUUUGCUGGAUGGCAAGGCAGCCAACAGUAAAUGUCAGCAUCUACCUUCAAAGUACAGCCAUUGGUCAAAGCUAAGUAAUGGAUAGAUGAGUGUCAGAAGAGACCAGCUUUUGUGGAAGACAGACAAUGAUGAAAGCUUUUACAUUUUGUGAUGUAUAAUACAAAUGUUCCAGAUCUUUUUCUGGGUAUGAGGGAGAACAGUGUGUCAGCUAAAACAUUGUGCAUUGUGCGUCACAUCAAAUCUAAUCAGGCUAUCUGUUUGAGCUGCAAGAGGAGGGUCAUUUCAGUUGAAACCCACAUGUGUUUUCACCUGUAUAAUGUAAAAAAAACAAAAAAACAACAACAUUUAUUUAUCUAACUACCACAUACCCACCAACCACAACAAGCCAUGACAAAAUGACUGGACUGCUCUCAUCUGAUUAGUAGUAACACAACAUAAAACAGUGUAAGCCACAACUAGCAGUGACUUGCUUUUCAUUGUCCCUGUCGAAGAUAUUACUGUACGUCUGGCUUUGUGCAUUUUAACUAAUCUUU